This is a messenger RNA of Aureobasidium subglaciale EXF-2481, 1253 nucleotides long. RefSeq lists its product as uncharacterized. The record is from RefSeq and is a predicted model, not a curated record. NCBI's taxonomy places the organism in Eukaryota, Fungi, Ascomycota, Dothideomycetes, Dothideales, Saccotheciaceae. The coding region runs from base 263 to 853 and encodes 196 amino acids. The transcript has a single exon.
GAAGAAAUGGUGAUACUGUCGGAGAUUCAAACGCUCUGAGAUCCAGGCCGGUUUUGGUGACGUAGCCACGCGAUUUGGCAGUCAAGUCGUCACAUCACACUUGUCGAGACUGCCAUGUUCCUUCCUGCUUCGAGCAAAGAACCCAUCGAGAAGCACCAAAUCGCUACUCAAUUGAUCUCACUAUACAUUCAUAGUCUCGUCCCAUCAUCUCAUUAAGAACUGAUCUAUCUCGAAGCUUACCGCUGCUGUCGAAUCCAAGACGAUGUCGAUCAAGACCACCAAACCACUCACAACGAACGACGGCAAGAAUGAGAGGGUCGCUUACGGACCUGCAGUAUGGUACACAGAAGAUGACAAGUAUCUUUUUACCUACGGUCAUGAGUUACAACUGCCAGAAGCUCGACUCCAAAAUUGGUAUCCAGCGUCGUUCACGGACCCUAAAGACACGAAUACACGUUUUCAGACCAUGGAGCACUACAUCAUGUACAGCAAAGCCAUGUGCUUCAACGACGAGGAGACGGCCAAGAAGAUCCUCGUAGCAGCCACGCCCAAGGAGGCCCAAGCACUUGGCCGACAGGUCAAGAACUUUGAUGGCAAGAAGUGGCGUGAGAUUGUGCCUGAGGUAGCAGAAACCGGGAACUGGUUGAAGUUCUCCCAAGUCGCCGAGUGCCGAGAUGCGUUGUUGGCGACCGGAAACAGAAUAUUGGCAGAGUCGAACCCUGAGGAUCGGAAUUGGGGAAUCGGAUUUCGUGGAGACGAAGCGGCUGGACGGGAGAGUGAAUGGGGCACGAACUUGCUCGGUAACGCGCAGAUGAAGGUCAGAGAUAGACUCACGAAAGGGGAAACGCUGUAGGUAGCCUUUUGCUUCUGCUAGACUCAUGAAAUGCUGAUGUUACGCGAACUCUGCCUUGUCGUAUGCAUAAGUUCACUGCCUCUAUGCCGCACGAUAAAGGCAGAUCAUCAAUCGAGCGAUUCGAAGGUGUAAUCAUGUGCCGGCCUGGGAUGGUAUUCCUUGACAAUUGAUGAGACGACGAACUUCGGUGGACAUUGCUGCGACCCUGAAGAGUAUUACACGUGAUAGGCUUCAGUACAAGGAAAGGUUCAACAUCUCAACAGACCUCACAGCGGGGAAAUCCUUCAGCAUGCCCGAGUAACACGACCUCGUGCAUGGCUUUUGACGCAUGUGGUACAAAGUUCAACCAGGACAAAGGCUUUCCGUCGAAUUUAACCGCCCGUACACGAGCCAUGAACCG